This is a messenger RNA of Drosophila persimilis, 1814 nucleotides long. RefSeq lists its product as uncharacterized. Gene Ontology annotation, cellular component: CCR4-NOT core complex; P-body. The transcript has a single exon. Bases 106 to 1539 code for a protein of 477 amino acids. The record is from RefSeq and is a predicted model, not a curated record. Gene Ontology annotation, biological process: regulation of stem cell population maintenance; regulation of DNA-templated transcription; nuclear-transcribed mRNA poly(A) tail shortening. NCBI's taxonomy places the organism in Eukaryota, Metazoa, Arthropoda, Insecta, Diptera, Drosophilidae.
UUCGGAAUCGAAAUUUCUCAGUUAUUUGGAAAUCGGAAAUAAUUCUGUUCACCGCUCCGCAAAGCACCGCAACACACCGCAACGCAACGCAACGCACCGCCAAGGAUGAAGCGUCACAAUGCCAAGGCCAUAGCUGCAGCAGCGGCCGCCGCCAAUGUGGGAAGGAAGACGACGAGCCUGCUGUCGGUGCCCCCCCAAAUGAUUCCGAAGGGUCCUAUCCUCUACGUGGAUGUGGUGAAGAACAUGGCCAAGGAGAAGCCUGCAAAAGCGGUGCCACCACCCCCAGUGGCGCCACUCGAGUUCAGCAUAUUCCGAGAGGAUUUCCCGGCCCUACCGGGCGGGACCAGGUCCCCUUCGGUGGCCUCGGUGCCCGACGACUGGACGAGCAUGAUCAGUGACGACGACGACGAUGACGACGACGACGACGACGACGAGGUCAUUUCUUCGUCCCCCCCAGCCACCACCGAGGACGAUUUGGUGGCCGAUGAGCCGAUUUCCCAGUACAGCCUCUCUGCACCAGAGGAAUCGUCCUUGUACAGCUAUCCCGAUGAUGAGAAUGUGUACGACUACGACGAGCCGUCAACCCAGUCUGGCUUCACGGAGAACGACUCCACCUCCAUUUCCUCGUUCGAUGUCAACGGCCAGAAUGCCGAGUACAUCCCCGAGGCCGCCUGCUGUCGUCAGGAACACACAGCCGCGGAACUGCUCUGCGAAGUCAGCCUCAUAUUCUCAAAGCAGUUCAUCCAAGAGGGUGUGCGACAGCGCUCAAUGAGGGCCUCCUCUAGGAAGCCCGUUCCAGUUCCCAGUCCCCCAAACGUCCCACGUUCAAACACGCACCGCCCUGGAUCCGACGGAGCCAGCAUCGGUGCCUCCGUCAUGACACAUUUCACGGGAAUGCCCGUGAGCUGCGUACUCUUUGGAUGCGAGCCUACCAGGCAAAAUCCUAAUCCUAAUCCUAAUCCUGGACCCGUUGAUGAAGGAGAAUUCGGCCUGCUAGGACUGGCGCACAGGCUGGGAGUAGACCAGGAGACUCCCGAUCUUAUGCAGAUAGUCCAUGCGGAAAACAAUCUUAUCAGCACGCAGAUGGCCGCCAGCUCCCGAAACCUUCUUCCAUCCUUUGCCGGACCAUUCCAGGGCCUUCGCUGGGGCCCCCUUGACUACAACAACAAUGUGUCCAUCGACCAGGGGAUGGCCAACCGACUGGGCAUGCCGCAGCCCAAAAUGCACCAGAUGGAGGCCGAGCUGCUGUUUUACUUCUUCUACAACUGCCCCGGCGACAUGAUGCAGAUGCUGGCCGCCGCCGAGCUGGCCGACCGCAACUGGCGCUUCCACAUAAAGGAGUGCCUCUGGAUCCGGCGACAGGCCGACAAUCCCAACUACGCCUACGUCGGCUUCCAGGAGUCCGGCGAGUACAACUACUUCAACCAGUUCCACUGGAAGAUCCUGCCGCGCUACUUUAACCUGGACCCCGAUCUGAUGGAGCGGACGAUCACCAAGGAAGAGCUGUGCGCAAUGUACGGCUACCAUCCACAAAUGUAGAGCAGCCAGCCAAAUAGCUUCCCAAAGCCGACACUUACACUUACACUCCGCCAACCCCACACAAGCCAUCUACAGACUUCUGAAACACAGGGUAGCAGGGUAGCACACCAGACUAUCAACCAGCAGGCAGGCAGAUGCCGAACGACGUGGCAUGCAGCACUUCAGUGGAAGGCCCCAGCAUCGAACUGUCCCAAACACUUUGUUUUUAAUGUUUUAAUAGUCUUUGAAUCGAACUGAAAUAUAUGUAAUGUAUCUGCGAUAUUUGCCCGCCAAAA